CGCUAGCGCUGCCUCAAUGUCAAUGAGCUCCAGGCCAGGGUUAGGGCCAGGCCCAGGGACGCGCCGGCGCGGCACUUCGCUGCGCUUCGCUUCCUGAGCUUACGGGGAAUUCCCAAGCAAAGACUGGAGCGAAGCUUCCACUUCCAAGUUCUACAUGUAGGAAAAGCUUGUAUGCAUUAGUUGCAAAGUCCUCAAGAUAUUCAUCAUAUGACCGACCAUCAUUGUAACUUCAAGGAACCUUUGAUGUAGAUCAUCCUGCAGGAUGGAUGCCCUCCUUGAGGAACUCAGCUCUCUCUCCGAUGCCGAUCUGUGCCAAGAACUGAAAUCAGCCGGACUUCCCUUCGGAGGCAUCUCAAAGUCCACCCGGAAGUUCUUUGUGAAGAGACUUGCUACCCACAAGCUCAAAGAACAAGGCUCUGGAAAUGAUGAACCCCAAACAAGAUUAGACAAGGUCGAAGGACAGGAGAAACCAUGUGCCUUGGAAGAUAGCAAGAAGGAGGCCCAUGCAAAGACUGGACCAACAUCAGAGAAGAAAAAGAAUUGUGACCCAGUAACAAAUGGUGAUACAAGUAGCAAGGGAGCAGUUGGUGAUGAAGUUGUGGCUGGGAAUCAGUCUACAUCAUUUGUUAAAGGCGAAAUUAUCUACGUGGUUUGUAUUCCUGUACAAGAUGGGAAUGUUCAGAAUGGGGACUCAAGCGUUGGUUCAGUCACCACAAAGUUUUCCCAGAACAAGAAAGAGGUGCUGAAGCUAUUGAAAGAAAAUACUGAGGCAAGAUUCAAGCAAUUUAAGACUUUGGAUGAAGCCCAAACAUUUGCCAGAUCACAGGCCAAUCUCACUACUCCCAAGAAAGCAAAUAUUUCCAACAGCUCAGAGCAGCCAGCUUCAAGUGACCGACCUAACAGUUACCGUACCCCCAAGCCUCAACAGCUCAAUGCACUUAGGUUUGCGAUUGAGAAGAAGGACAAAGAGAAGUUCAGGUCCCUUGUCUGGGGAAACCCUAGACUUCUCGUGACAUCAGUAGACACCCCAACAACUCUUCAUGAGGGCUGUAAGUACAAUGCCUUACACGUAGCCGCCAUGAAGAACCUUCCAGAUAUGAUGGAACUGAUCUUGGAGACCAUCAGUGACCCUGAGAUCCCUAGGAUGCUGUAUCCUGGGGAAUCGGAGGAUGCCAGGACAGAUCGAUGGGGGUUCCUCACACACCUUUACCUUAACUCACUGGAAAAAGGGAACGGUGAAACCCCACUCCAUUUUGCCAGCAAGUUUGGUUUUGUUGACUGUGUCUCUCUCUUACUUGGCCAUCCAAAGUGUAACAAGCAGAUGGCCAAUAAGUAUGGACAAACCGCCAGUGAGAUUAUCUGCAACCGAUACAGGAACAGUGAUAAAGAAAAAGUGAAAGCAGCCAUUGCAGAGCUAUUGGACGAUCACUUCUACGUGCCUAUGUGGAGAACAGAAGACAAUUCAUCGCCAGCUGUGAUUGGUGAACCCUGGUCACCUGACGUUCCUAACAGCCAAUCGGCUCUCUUGUCUGAGCAGCCCAAGGGUAGUCCAAUAGACAGUAACAUAUCACUGCGAGCGCUGGCUGGACCCAUGUCACCGUCGGAGGCUGUGGACUUCCAGAAAGAAUGGAAAACACCACCAUCUUCCAGUAAAAAGAAAGCUGUUGCCGUCAGAAGAGGAGACAGUGAAAAAGGAUUGGAACGAUUAGGAAGGGAGCUUGCACAUACUAGGAAGGUACCCUGGAUGGAAUACUGGACUUUCCUUGAUGACUUUGUGGACUUCUCAAAGACCGAGGGUCUUGAAAUCCUUGAAGACUACCUUGCAAACAGAUACCGUGAACUGAAAGAGACGUCAUCUGUGAAGAAAAGCAGUAUCACCAAGGACCCUUCUGCUGUUAUGAAGAACUUGGUGACUGAGUUUGUCUCCAGUACCUCCAAUCAAGUAGGAACCAGCACUAGCACUCCCGAUAUGGAUGGUAUGGAUGCUGUAAAGAGCAAAACAGGGGAGGAAAGAAUCAGCAAUAUGGAACUGAAUAAAAGUGAGCAAGAUAACCAAUUUACUUGUGACCAAACAAAUAAUUCUACAAAUUCUGCUAGGGAAAGCAACGUGCAAAGCAUUGCCUGUGAACUUGAGGAAAUGUCAUUGAGCUCGAAAGAGAAAUCAGAUAGGAACUUUGGAGAGAAAAGAGCGGACGAUUGUGAGGGGGCUCUUAGAAAUUCUCCGAGGUUGAAUGCUGGCGGCGAUUCCUGUACUGUUUCUUUUGUACAAUCACCACAGGACCCUUCUUCAGAUACUGUACCGGCAAUGAGUGAACAGCCAUCAGAGACAGAACCCUCAUCUCAUGCUGCUUUAGGAAGGGUCAGUAGUGCUGGAGAGUUCAAAGAAACAUUAGACCGGACUACUCAUCCUGUAGUUAGUCCAAAUUGUAAACCUAUCAAGAACUCAACGGAAUCUAGAGCCAGUGGUGAACUUACAGAACACACUUCUCCUGUGAGCACAGUUUGUCCAAGUCCUUGCCCAGAAUCAAUUGGAAGUUCAUAUUUAAGGACUCCUGAAAGGACAUCAAUGGCAGGACAGAUGACCAAGCUCCUGUUUAGUCCUGUCCAGAUGAUAACAAAUAUGAUGUCACGACUUAGCCUAGGAUCUGUGAAAAGACAGAUAGUCAGUGAGGAGAGUGAUGUUGACACUGGUGUGUCUGAUGAAUCUGAAAACUUUGUGGACCAGGACAGAAAAGAGGGAAAGGGUCUGUCAAACAAUGCUGCCUGUGAUUCACAAAAUAUUCUUGAAACCCCUUUAAAUCAUGAACAGAAUCAAAUAGCCUCUCUCGGACCACAAAUUUAUGAUGGUGUUAAUGAGAACACAAAGAAGUCAGACAUUUUGCAUCCCAUUGCCUCAGUAGAGCACAGUUCAACACCUUGUACAACUACAAGCCUUGAAGGAAAUGGCAUGGCCACUCAUCAACAAGAAGUGUCUGAAUCUGAUCAUGACCCACAUCAUGAAGAGAAUGCCAGCCCAGACAGAACAGGGGAUGCGACUGCUAAUGGUGUUUCUUGCUUUCAAACACCAGAAAACCAGAAGAUUUUAUCAAGCUCCCCAUCACCAACGAGCGGUAGUCCAGAAUGUAGAGUUCUCUUCAUCAAUGGUGAUGUUCCAACUAAAAUAGACCAACACGUUCUUCGGGCCAUUGAGAAUGUAGACAUUGAUGACAGGUUUCCCUUUGUGAAAAGAUGGAGACAAGCAGUGGAGCAGGUACCCGAAGAAACAAGGCAAAGAUGGCGCACUCCCGCUCACAGUCGCUAUGGUUCUCCCUUCCGCAGUGGUACACCCCCACCUCACCACCGACACCACGCCCACAGCCCACUCACAGGUGGGAGGUCCCCUGUUCUACAAAGACUUCACUGUUGGUCGGAACCCAUCAGCAGGGGGGCGGGGUCAAGGACCAACCAGGCUGGGGACCACAGGGGGACGUUUGGGCGGGGCCUGAGUCCUACAAGUGCAGGUCUGGACAAAACUCCCAAACAGAAUCUGAUGGUGUCUGCCUACAUGCAGUGAUUAAACAUUUUUUUAUCAACAUGUAUUUUAAAAUGUAUCUGAGUUAAUCAGUUUGCAAGUGCCUUUAAGUUCAGAAGGUAGUGAAAAGUCAUAUACAAAAAAUUAUUUUUAAGUCUUGUUUGAUAAAUAUGAAUUCCUUUUUUAGUAAAUUCCUCAGUAAUUUCGCACAGCUCUUCUUUUUGGUGCUUCUAAAUUUAGAGUGGUAUAAAUCAAUAUCCGAAUGGUGUAUGAUAUGGGAGAAAUUGAGUUUCCACUAUUUCUAUAAGUUAGUUUAAAUUGUCAGAUCUGACAACUUGAUGAAAUGCUCCCCUGAUAUCAACAAAGGGAAUUAAACUGCAGGCUACACGCACAAUAUGUAGGCCUACACUGGCUAGAACAUUCAACUGUGACAGCCCUUUACACAGCAAAAUUUAUAAAGGUAAUUAAACCAAAGUGGAAGAAAUACCAUAGAGUGGGGUUUUAAACAAAGGUUUGGGGCUUAAGCUCUACAAAUGUUUCAAUAGAUCACCCUUUUUUCAUUUUGAAACAAUUUGGAAUUUGAUCCCCUUUUCAUAUUUUCAAAUCCACUCUUAUGCCAAGUUGGUUUUGAUAGAUACUGGAAAAUGAGAGAAACAAAUUAAAAAACAUUUUAUCAAAAAAAAAAUUCAAAACCUAUCUAAGAAUAGAAGAGUUACUAACUUUCGAAUUUUUGAUAUUUUUGAAAUAUUUUUGUCUCACUGUAACAGCAGAGUGAGACUAUAGAUGCAGCGGUUACAUUAUCUUAUGUUGGUAAUUCAUGGUGACUGAAAAAAUGUUUUCUUAUAUGCAGAACUCUGUGUGAAAGAAUUUGUUUGAUAUAUUGAAUAUGUAAAAUUAGUUUCAAGUUUCUGAGACAAUGACCUCCAUUGGAAUUCAUAUCAUUAUGACAUAAUUUGGGAGCUGCUCACAUGGAAGUUAAAAAAAGAAUUGAUAUUGAAAAAAAUCUUAAAUUUGUUAUUCUUAAAUGGAUUUCUGCAAACCUUCAUAUAUAUCUUUCUCUUAUUUCUCUGCUUUUUAUUAUUUAUUUGAUAUAACCAACUUGAUGUCAUAUUCAACGCCC
This is a messenger RNA of Lytechinus variegatus (green sea urchin), 4631 nucleotides long. It is a transcript of the gene ankle2, whose product is annotated as ankyrin repeat and LEM domain-containing protein 2-like. The record is from RefSeq and is a predicted model, not a curated record. The coding region runs from base 263 to 3553 and encodes 1096 amino acids. Gene Ontology annotation, molecular function: protein phosphatase 2A binding. Gene Ontology annotation, cellular component: endoplasmic reticulum. The transcript has 13 exons. Gene Ontology annotation, biological process: negative regulation of phosphorylation. Lineage: Eukaryota; Metazoa; Echinodermata; Echinoidea; Temnopleuroida; Toxopneustidae.